UUCAAAAAAUACUUUGGAAAACAAUGCUGGGGAGAGUAUGAGCUUCAGAUUACACAUUGGUUUCAAUCAGGAGGAUCUGAGCCUCAGUGGUGUUUUCUGUAAAAUGGGUAUAAAAGUGCCUCACCACAGGGUUGCUGUGAAGAGGUAAGGAUGAUGAUGGGGACAACAGCAGCGCAAAUAGAUCAUUUUACUUAACUCUCGUUAAAGCAGGGAUCAUCCUGUUGGCAGAUACAGACAGGGAGGGACAGAGAGGUUAAUUAAGCAAGCUGCCUGCCCACAGUCACAUGGCCAGAAGCCGUGAACGACUUCCUUCAGGUGGUCUAAGUCCAGGUCCCAGCUCUUAGCCAUCACUCCAUGGUUCUGUGCUGAGACAAGGGAUGUAGAAAGCCUAGCACAGUGCCUGUUACAUAGUAGGUACUUAGUAAGUUAGAGUUCCUUUUUAUCUGCAGAAUGCGUUUCCAAGUAUAGCCUCCCACAGUGCUUUUACUUUAAUCUUUCCCCUAACUGGGCAAAAAAAUGUUUGCUGCCGUGUGCGACUUGCCUAGCUAUCGACUUCUCUUUUUUCUCCCUCUCUCCUAUGAUUCAUCAUAGACUGUGGAUUGAGGCUCAGCAUAGAUUGAAGGGCAGGGGCUGGAGGAGAAAGAUGAGCUGAAAAAUGGUAGGCCCGAGAUGUGAAGGACUUGACGGUAGGGUGAAAGAUGGGAAUGGGAAGUUAGAGUUGGAGGACCUUGGGGCAAGACUUUUCCCUCUGGGUUUGUUCUUUCCUUCCAGUGCCGUUUAUGGAGCGCCUACUGUGUCCACCAUUCUAGCCACGGGGCACAGACAAGGUCUCUAUUCUCAUGGAGCGCACAGUGUGGUUGGAGGAGUCAGUGAUGGAUGGAGAGUGAGGGCUGUUGGUUUCCAUGGCUGCUUGGAGAAGGACUUGCCAAGGAGGUGGCGUUUUGGGCAGGCCAUGAAAAGGUCUGGGCAGAGUGUGUUUGUGGGAGGGAGUAAAUAUGUAAAGGCUCUAGGGGAGAAUCAGUUUCGAGAAUGUGAGUGGGCAGUGAGACCAGAGGGGCUGGUGGGUUGUGGUUGGGUUUGAAUUUUAUUCUAAGUGUCAUGGAAAGUAGGAGGAUGGUUUUUUCCACCGGGGUCCUUUUUGAUUAUUUUAUUCUUUGUGACAAUCCUACUUAAAAAAAAAAAAAAUUCUAUUCACCAAAAAGAUGUGUUUAUGAAACAAUAGAGUGUACAACCUUCAAUCACUUUAGGUUUUUAAAGUAUAGGGAAAUAAUUAUGGAUCACAAUGAAUAUCCUUGAGGGCUGCUGCCUUCCCCAGCUGACACUGUCAGCUAAACCUUUAAGGCCUCUUGUGUGCCAAACACUAAUUCUUCCCAAAGCUGCUUGACAUGUGAUUAAAAAAUUUUACUGCCACCUACUGAUAGAAAAAGAUGAAUUUUUGUACAGUGAAAAUCCCAAACCCAGUGGAUUUCUUCUGCUGCACAUCUGGUUUCCACUGUGCUGUCAGGACUGGGAAGUGGGUGUGGGGAAGGGGUGUGCUGGUCUUGUUACCUCCCCCCCCCCACCCACCCAACUGCCCUUUUUUGGCCCCAACAAUCUGGUGUCUGCUUCUGUGUCCUUCUGCUUCAACUCAUCACACAAUCCUGUGCGCAGGUGACCCCCCUGGUCCAACUCAUGACCCUUCAGUAACAACUGUUGCCACAGCGGAAAGUGGCGUAACCCAGAUGAGCAGUAAAGCACCAUCCUUUUACAUACUGAAUGGAACUGGAACACCUCAGGUGCCAACAAAUACCAGUGAGGGUGGCGAAGACUCUGGAGCCAAUGAUAGUUUAAGAACACCUGAACAAGGAUCUAAUGGGACUGAUGGAGCAUCUCAAAAAACUCCCAGUGCUACUGGGCCCAGUCCUGUGUUUGACAUUAAAGCUGUUUCCAUCAGUCCAACCAAUGUGAUCUUAACCUGGAAAAGUAACGACUCAGCUGCUUCCGAGUACAAGUAUGUGGUAAAGAAUGAGAUGGAAAAUGAGACAACAGUUACUGUUGUGUAUCGACCGUGGUGUAACAUCACAGGCUUACGUCCUGGAACUUCGUAUGUGUUCUCCAUCACUCCAGCAACAGGCAAUGAGACUUGGGGACAUCCCAGAGUCAUAAAUGUCAUCACAGAGCCGAUUCCAGUUUCUGGUCUCCGUGUUGCCCUCACUGGUGUGAGGCAGGCUACUCUCUCCUGGAGCAAUGGCAAUGGCACUGCCUCCUGCCGGGUGCUUCUUGAAGGCGUUGGAAGCCAUGAGGAGUCGACUCAAGACUUCGCAGUCAAUAUCUCAGGCCUGAAGCCAGGGGUUCAAUACAGCAUCAACCCAUAUCUUCUACAAUCAAAUAAGACAGAGGGAGACCCCCUGGGUACAGAAGGGGGCUUGGAUGCCAGCAACACAGAGAGAAGCCGGGCAGGCAGCCCCACCGCCCCUGUGCACAACGAGUCCCUCCUGGGACCUGCGGACUCAUCCUCCAGCCAGCAGUCCCGAGACACGGAAGUCCUGCUUGUCGAGUUAAAGCCUGGCACCCGAUACAAUGCCACCGUUUAUUCCCAGGCAGUGAAUGGCACAGAAGGACAGCCCCAGACCAUAGAGUUCAGGACAAAUGCUAUUCAGGUUUUUGACGUCACCGUUGUGAAUAUCAGUGCCACAAGCCUGACCCUGACCUGGAAAGUCAGUGAUAAUGAGUCGUCAUCUAACUAUACCUACAAGAUACAUGUGGCGGAGGAGACAGAUUCUUUCAAUCUCACCGUCAGCGAGGCUCGCGCUGUCAUCUCGGGACUCCGCUCAAGCACCUUCUACCGCAUCACAGUGUGUCCUUUCCUAGGUGACACUGAGGGCACACCGGCCUUCCUCCAAGUGUACACUCCCCCUGGUCCAGUUUCCGACUUCCGAGUGACAGUGGUCAGCACGACGGAGAUCGGCUUAGCAUGGAGUAGCCAUGAUGCAGAAUCCUUUCAGAUUCAUAUCAUAUGCAUAUCCUGUGUGCAGGAGGUUGCUUGGGGAGAAAUAACCACCAACCAAAGUAUUAUCAUUGGUAACUUGUUCCCUGGAACCAAGUAUUGCUUUGAAAUAGUUCCAGAAGGACCAAAUGGGACUGAAGGGGUGUCUCGGACAGUUUGCAAUAGAACUGCUCCCAGUGCAGUGUUUGACAUUCACGUGGUCUACGUCACCACCAUGGAGAUGCGGCUGGAGUGGAAGAGCCCAGGCAAUGCUUCCGAGUAUGUCUACCAUUUAGUCAUAGAGUCCAAGCAUGGCUCUAACCACACAAACACAUCUGACAACGUGGUCACUCUCCAGGGCUUGAUCCCGGGCACCUUAUAUAACAUUACCAUCUCUCCGGAAGUGGACCACAUCCCGGGGGACCCCAGCUCCACUACACAGUACACACGGCCCAGCAAUGUGUCCAACAUUGAUGUAAGUACCAGCACCACAGCAGCAACUUUAAGUUGGCAGAACUUUGAUGACGCCUCUCCCACGUACUCCUACUACCUUCUUAUUGAGAAGGUUGGAAAUUCCAGCAACGCAACACAAGUAGUCACGGGCAUUGGAAUUACUAACGCUACUGUCACUGAAUUAAUACCUGGCUCAUCAUACACAGUGGAGAUCUUCACACAAGUAGGGGACAGAAUCAAGUCACUGGAACCUGGCUGGAAGUCAUUCUGUACAGAUCCCGCGUCCGUGGCCUCCUUCGACUGUGAAGUGGUCCCCAAAGAGCCAGCCCUGGUUCUCAAAUGGGCCUGCCCUCCUGGUGCCAAUGCAGGCUUCGAGCUGGAGGUCAGCAGUGGAGCCUGGGACAAUGCAACCCGCCUGGAGAGCUGCUUCUCUGAGAAUGGCACUGAGUAUAGAACGGAAGUCACGUAUUUGAAUUUUUCUACCUCGUACAACAUCAGCAUCACCACUGUGUCCUGUGGAAAGAUGGCAGCCCCCACGCAGAGCACCUGCACCACUGGCAUCACAGAUCCCCCUCCUCCAGAUGGAUCCCCUAAUAUUACAUCUGUCAGUCACAAUUCAGUAAAGGUCAAGUUCAGUGGAUUUGAAGCCAGCCACGGACCCAUCAAAGCCUAUGCUGUCAUUCUCACCACUGGGGAAGCUGGUCACCCUUCUGCAGAUGUCCUGAAAUACACGUAUGAGGAUUUCAAAAAGGGAGCCUCAGAUACUUACGUGACAUACCUGAUCAGAACAGAAGAAAAGGGACGUUCUCAGAGCUUGUCUGAAGUUUUGAAAUAUGAAAUUGAUGUUGGGAAUGAGUCAACCACGCUUGGCUAUUACAAUGGGAAGCUGGAACCUCUGGGCUCCUACCGGGCUUGUGUGGCUGGCUUCACCAACAUUACCUUCCACCCUCAAAACCACGGGCUCAUCGAUGGGGCUGAGAGCUACGUGUCCUUCAGUCGCUACUCAGAUGCUGUUUCCUUGCCCCAGGAUCCAGGUGUCAUCUGUGGAGCAGUUUUUGGCUGUAUCUUUGGUGCCCUGGUUAUUGUGACUGUGGGAGGCUUCAUCUUCUGGAGAAAGAAGAGGAAAGAUGCAAAGAAUAAUGAAGUGUCCUUUUCUCAAAUUAAACCCAAAAAAUCUAAGUUAAUCCGAGUGGAGAAUUUUGAGGCCUACUUCAAGAAGCAGCAAGCCGACUCCAACUGUGGGUUCGCAGAGGAAUAUGAAGAUCUGAAGCUUGUUGGAAUUAGUCAACCUAAAUACGCAGCAGAACUGGCUGAGAAUAGAGGAAAGAAUCGCUAUAAUAAUGUUCUGCCCUAUGAUAUUUCCCGUGUCAAACUUUCGGUCCAGACCCAUUCAACGGACGACUACAUCAAUGCCAACUACAUGCCUGGCUACCACUCCAAGAAAGAUUUUAUUGCCACGCAAGGACCUUUACCGAACACUUUGAAAGAUUUUUGGCGUAUGGUUUGGGAGAAAAAUGUAUAUGCCAUCAUUAUGUUGACCAAAUGUGUUGAACAGGGAAGAACCAAAUGUGAGGAGUAUUGGCCCUCCAAGCAGGCUCAGGACUAUGGAGACAUAACUGUGGCAAUGACAUCAGAAAUUGUUCUUCCGGAAUGGACCAUCAGAGAUUUCACAGUGAAAAACAUCCAGACAAGUGAGAGUCACCCUCUGAGACAGUUCCAUUUCACCUCCUGGCCAGACCACGGUGUUCCCGACACCACUGACCUGCUCAUCAACUUCCGGUACCUCGUUCGUGACUACAUGAAGCAGAGUCCUCCCGAAUCGCCGAUUCUGGUGCAUUGCAGUGCUGGGGUCGGAAGGACGGGCACUUUCAUUGCCAUUGAUCGUCUCAUCUACCAGAUAGAGAAUGAGAACACCGUGGAUGUGUAUGGGAUUGUAUAUGACCUUCGAAUGCAUAGGCCUUUAAUGGUGCAGACAGAGGACCAGUAUGUUUUCCUCAAUCAGUGUGUUUUGGAUAUUGUCAGAUCCCAGAAAGACUCCAAAGUAGAUCUCAUCUACCAGAACACAACUGCAAUGACAAUCUAUGAAAACCUGGCGCCCGUGACCACGUUCGGAAAGACCAAUGGUUACAUCGCCUAAUCCAAAGGAGAAACCUUUCUGGAGUGAACCAGACCGUCGCACCCACAGCGAAGGCACAGGCCCCGAUGUCGACAUGUUUUUAUAUGUCUAAUAUCUUAAUUCUUUGUUCUGUUUUGUGAGAACUAAUUUUGAGGGCAUGAAGCUGCGCGUGACAGAUGACAAAUUGGGGCUGUCGGGGGCUGUGGAUGGGUGGGGAGCAAAUCACCUGCAUUCCUGAUGACCAAUGGGAUGAGGUCACUUUUCUUUUUUUUUUUUUCCCCCUUGAGGAUUGUGGAAAACCAGGAAAAGGGAGCUAUGAUUUUUUUUUCCAAAACAAUUUCUUUUUUAAAAAAGACUAUUUUAUAUGGUUCACAUGCUAAAGCCAGGAUUGUGUUGGGUUGAAUAUAUUUUAAGUAUCAGAGGUCUAUUUUUACCUACUGUAUCUUGGAAUCUAGCCGAUGGAAAAUACCUAAUUGUGGAUGAUGGUUGCGCAGGGAGGGGUACGUGGCGCCUCUUCCGAAUGGGUUUUCUAUUUGAACAUGUGCCUUUUCUGAAUUAUGCUUCCACAGGCAAAACUCAGUAGAGAUCUAUAUUUUUGUACUGAAUCUCAUAAUUGGAAUAUACGGAAUAUUUAAACAGUAGUUUAGCAUCAGAGGUUUGCCUCCUCCGUAACAUUUCUGUUCUCAUUUGAUCAGGGGAGGCCUCUUUGCCCUGACCCCACGUCCCCUGCCCCCUGUACAUUUGUGCUCCAUUUUUUCUUCCUUUUUCCCUCCCAGUUUUCUCCAAAGACUCUUCUGUUGGCAACAUUUUCAGCCCAUUGGUUGGGUGAGAAUGGCGACUCAAAUAUCACCUUGAGAAUUUCUGUGGGUGGGAAUGGGAGAAGCAGAGGAAUCCUACAGUGACAGAAAUCCUUUUCCUGUCCCUGUAUUAUCCUUUUUCUCAUGUCUGUAUUUGGUAUGAAGGAUUAUUUAAAGGUGCAAUAUGUGACUUAGUGAUUCAUGAUGUUCUAGGUUUUUAGUAACGUUUUACUCAGGUUGGCAUUUUAAGUGUCUGUGUCCGUGUGUAUGUGUGUGUGUAUGUUCAGAAGCGUGGCAAUCUGUGAACACUUCAGCGUGAAUUCAGCAUCAGAUGAAUCCCUCCUUCCCCGAAGUCCACUGGCUUUUGUCUCUCUCUGCCGUGACACAUAUCGGAAUCUACUGUAUAUAUAUAUAUAUACUAAGCUCUCAAAAACAGUCAUUCCUAUGAAUUGAGGUGUACAAAGUUUGAAUUUGUAUCAAAGAUGUAAUUAUUAUUUUUAAAACCUCUUUUCACUAUACUGCUGCUGUAAUUACUUUGAUUUUUAAAAUGUAGAUUAAUUUUUUUUUUUUUUUUUUUGCUUCAGGUGUGUGUCCACCAAGAAUUUCAGAAUUUAUGUGGAUUUAUUUUAUUGGUACAUAAUCUGUAAACUUCUUAAGGCAUUAACAUGAAAAGAUUUUCUUCUUCUUUUUUAUUU
Cercocebus atys (sooty mangabey) is the source of this 7026-nucleotide messenger RNA. RefSeq names its product protein tyrosine phosphatase, receptor type, J (gene PTPRJ). NCBI's taxonomy places the organism in Eukaryota, Metazoa, Chordata, Mammalia, Primates, Cercopithecidae. Gene Ontology annotation, molecular function: protein binding; protein tyrosine phosphatase activity. Bases 1428 to 5555 code for a protein of 1375 amino acids. Gene Ontology annotation, biological process: protein dephosphorylation. The record is from RefSeq and is a predicted model, not a curated record. The transcript is spliced from 25 exons.